GCGGAGAGAAACCAGCAGGCGGCCCGCUCGCUGCUGAUCUGUAUUGUUGUUGUUGUCCGGCGUUGACAUUUGGAUACGGUCUGGUCUCGCUGUCGGAUUUCUGUGUCUCUUUUUUCUUCUUUUUUUUUUGUGUGUGGCCUUUUCCCUGCUCGCUCGACAGCGUCUCAUCAUCGCACCGUACGAACUCCUGCCUGCCUGACAGUGUGACUCCACACAGACUGACUGACUGACCGAGACUGAAAGGAGCAGAUAAACAGACAGAUAGGAGGACUGUGGAAGAGGGACUAGCGCUGGCAGAACUGUGGGCUGAAUGACAGAGGAGCACAUGAAGAGGGGGACCAGUCUUUCAGCUGCAUCUUGACCGGUAACCUUGGGACCAUACAACACCGUGCACCGGGCAACCUGAGAAGAGGGCGUCACAGGGAACUGUCAAGGCGCUAUCACUCCUCCUGCAGACAUGAGGUCCUUCCGUUCCUUUGGUAAUGAUGACCGCCAUGUCAUGGCAAAGCACUCCACGAUCUACCCCUCCUCACAUGACCUGGAAGCUGUCCAGACGUUGGUGUCGACUGUAGAAUGUGCCCUCAAACAUGUCUCCGAUUGGCUGGACCAGAGCAACGGGGAUGUUGAAAGCCAGUCCGACAGCCAGGUCAGCCAGGUGGUAGACAGCACAGAGGAGUGUGACCCUGGUGAUGAUCACAGUGAUGAAGCUGAGGAUACCAGUGACAGCUGCAGGGGAUCUAGCAGUGGCGGGGUGCUUUGUGGCGUGAUGCGGAUCGGUCUGGUGGCCAAAGGUCUUUUGAUCAAAGACGACAUGGACUUGGAGCUGGUGCUGCUGUGCAGAGAUAAACCAGCACAGACGUUGCUCGACACUGUCUGUCACAAUCUGCCCACACAGAUACAGAAGCUGACAGAGGAGAAAUACGACAUGACGAGCUCUCCGAGUGAGGCAGCCAUCUUGGUCAAAACAACGGCAGAGCCCAUACUCACACUUAAGAUCAUCCUCACCUCACUGGCUAUGAGGGACGAUGAGGAGGACAAAGUGGAGGAAGAAGAAGAGGAAAAUAGAGAAGUGUUGGGUGCUACUGCGCAGAGAGUGGAGGCAGAGGAGGAGGAAGAGGGGGAGGUGCUGGAUAGACACAGAUGUCUGUUGGCCCUAGCAGCGCUGCGACACGCCAAGUGGUUCCAGGCUCGAGUCAAUGGGCUCAAGUCCUGCAUUAUAGUUCUCAGGAUUCUUAGAGACAUGUGCAAUAGACACCCUGUCUGGGAACCUCUCAAGGGAUGGCCCCUGGAGCUAAUCUGUGAAAAGGCCAUUGCUACCUGCAACAGACCACUGGGAGCAGGGGAGGCCUUACGCAGAGUCAUGGAAUGCCUUGCCUCAGGCAUACUGCUGCCAGGUGGUUCAGGUUUACACGACCCGUGUGAGAAGGAGCCAACAGACACCCUAGCCAAUAUGACCAGCCAACAAGCGGAGGCCAUUACCUACAACGCACAGCAUGCUCUGAGACUCAUGGCGUUCGGACAGAUCUACAAGGUGUUGGAGAUGGACCCUCUUCCCUCAAGUAAACCCUCACAGAAAUACCCUUGGUCUGACAAAGAAGGCUCAGGUCUUAAGAGGUCAUAUGAAGAUGGCGCACUUGAUGACAAAGACCUCAUUAAGAAGAUGAAGAGGAACCUUAGGAAAGUUCUGGACAGUAAAGCCAUGGACUCUAGUCAGCCAAUGAACGCGCUGAUGCGGUUGAACCUCAUGCGGCCGGGGCUGCAGUAUCGCCUGCUCUCCCAGUCGGGUCCGGUUCAUGCGCCGGUCUUCACAAUGUCCGUGGACCUGGACGGAACCAUCUACGAAGCGUCGGGGUCCUCGAAAAAGACGGCCAAACUCCACGUGGCUGUCAAGGUUCUCCAGGGAAUGGGCCACUCCACAGGCUCCGACGCAGACCUGGACCCCAUGAGUUCAGACGAGAAGUCAGAUGGCGAGGGGAAGAGCGAGACAUCCACACAUGCCAGCAAUAACCCAACACACUCCUCGGACAGUUCCAACACAACGGAGAUGCGAACUCUGGGUCCCAUACUGACAGCCAGUGGGAAGAACCCCGUCAUGGAGCUGAACGAGAAAAGACGAGGCCUCAAGUACGAGAUCAUCUCUGAGGGCGGAGCCAGCUACGAUAAACGUUUUGUCAUGGAGGUGGAAGUGGAUGGGCAGAAGUUCCGUGGGGCAGGCCCCAAUAAAAAGUUAGCAAAGGCCAGCGCUGCUCUGGCUGCUCUGGAGAAACUCUUCUCUGGUCCCAAUGCAGCCGCAAAGAAGAAGAAGAAGAUACUCCCUCAGACCAAAGGAACACCGUCCGUAGGCUCGGCAGUAGCGGCCCAUGUGGCCAGAGGAAGAGCGCCGCUUACCAGGGGAACCUUCAUCAAUGCUGCUGCGCCCAGAUUUGUCACGCCAGGCUUUGGCACACCAUAUGGAUAUGGCCCUGCUGCAGCAGCUGCCCCUGCCUAUGGUUUCCCCAAGAAAGCGUUUGUGUUGCCUGUCGUGCAAGUGCCUGCCUACCUCAUCAACCACUUCAAAUUUCAUUAGCACAGGAGACACGCAUACCAAACGCACCUAGCAUCUUGUCUCUAGAAGGGAUUACUUCUUUAACGUUGAAAGAAAGGGAGGGGAUUAAGAAAUUGAAGAUUUGUAAAAAUGUUUAUUUGCUUUUUUCUGUUGUUUUUCUUACUGUUUCCAAAAAAAAUAUGAAAAAUACUGCAGGUUCAAUUUCGUCAGACAAAAAAAAACUUUUGAGGAUUUCUACUGUGAAUUGUUACCUCGUUUUUUUGAGCCUCAGUUUCAGUUUUUUGCUGUCAUGUCUGUUCCUCCUUAGGAAGUGAUGAGGCCUUGAAGUUUUUGGCAAACACACAUUCUCUGUAAAAAUAAAUAUGAGCUGUGUGAAGGAUGUGUAGGAAUAAUCACACAAUGUGGAAAAAAAAAUAAAGUUUCAUCACCUGUA
Lampris incognitus (smalleye Pacific opah) is the source of this 2978-nucleotide messenger RNA. It is a transcript of the gene strbp, whose product is annotated as spermatid perinuclear RNA binding protein. The coding region runs from base 458 to 2566 and encodes 702 amino acids. The transcript is spliced from 19 exons. Gene Ontology annotation, molecular function: single-stranded RNA binding; double-stranded RNA binding. NCBI's taxonomy places the organism in Eukaryota, Metazoa, Chordata, Actinopteri, Lampriformes, Lampridae. Gene Ontology annotation, cellular component: precatalytic spliceosome. The record is from RefSeq and is a predicted model, not a curated record.